Messenger RNA from Tripterygium wilfordii, 1060 nucleotides. RefSeq lists its product as uncharacterized. The transcript is spliced from 5 exons. The record is from RefSeq and is a predicted model, not a curated record. Lineage: Eukaryota; Viridiplantae; Streptophyta; Magnoliopsida; Celastrales; Celastraceae. Bases 307 to 711 code for a protein of 134 amino acids.
UUUCUCCUUUGCAACACGCAGAGGAAUUCUAUGCCUAAUCCACAUCUCUAUAAGACGCAGUUGCCCGCCAAUUUACACAUACAAUACGAGGCAGAAUUUGGUUAUUUCUCUGAUACGCAUCACCGGGGAAGAAUCCUAUACGAUAUGCAUGGAAUCAAGAAUUCCCGAUGCAUAACUGGAUAUCAACAAUAAUUUUCCGCACCAUGUUUUGUUGGAUGGAACCACUAUUUCUCUCGACUCUUGAGGCUUAUUCGUUAGAGUGUGUGAGCUAAUUUUGAUUCAGGUUGUGAAGAAGCAACAACGAGUAUGGAGCAGCCACAAAGAACAGGGCUUCCUCAAAUUGUUAAACUGGAUGUGGCGUCAAAACUGGCAGAAAAGUGGGUUAAUGAUAUGACCAGAAUUGAAGAGGUUGCACCUGCAGAGGUGGAAUCAGAAGGUCGACCACCUAGGCUAGGACUAGGUGCCAAAGUUGCACGCAAAACCAAAUAUACUCCUUCAGAUGACCCUGUUGAAAAGAAGUUACAUGCUAAGCUGGAAGCUGAAAAAAGAAAAGCUGCAAGAAGCAUUGAGGAGUCCAACCCAUCUAUUCGCAAUUUAUGUGAUGCCGACGAUGAAAGUGACGAGGAUUUGGAGAGCAGAACUAAUGCAUUUGCAAAGAAAAGAUCAGCUCCUCCAACAGCUUCUGUACAGACAAAAAAGAAACAGAAGUAAAAGGUCACAUUACUGACUUCAACUUUUUAGUGUAAAUUGUUUAUACCAUUGGAUUCAUGGUGCAAUCAAAUUAUGCAGUUUUGAGGGUCUAGAUACUUUUGAUUGUAUUUUAUUCUGUAUUCCCCUUUCUUUAUAUACAUCUGCUUUGUACUUUGUACGUAGAUGGAGUGUGAUGGCCUUGUUACUCGAGUGUGAUGGCCUUGUUGCUAACUAACUAUAGGAGUACAUGGUCAUUGUGUUUUGUUCUAAAGCAUGUGUGGAAAUAUUGGAAUGACAACAGGAUAUCUUCAUAUUACCAAAUGGUCUUUUGAAGUUCAUGUCUUUAAAUAUAUGACAAGGUUGAUAGCCA